AUGUACAGUGUUCGAUACCUGUGCCAAUGUGAAUACCACCGACGUUAUGGAUCUAAGUGUAAAAAAGCAUAUCCUGGUAUUUAUUCUUUUCCGGUGUUGACCGAAUUGGAUCGAUUAAAUAAAAGUAGUGGUAAUAAUGAGUUGCGUGCGAAAGCUCGAGUAGCCAUCGGUCGGCUUCGACAGUUGCAUUCUAGCAGACAAGCCGAGUUGGAGGACUCCAACGAUUCCAGACGAUGUGUGGACGUAAUUAUGGCCGUCAAGAACGGCGAACGCACAUCGAGAUGCGCCUACCUAUUUCAAACCGCACUGCUACCUGAUUGCCUCCAAGCUAGUAAAACUCUCUUUAUGACCAACGACUGCAAUCUUUACCUGAAGGCGGCUGCUUAUGUCGUCGAAGCGCAUGUAUCGUUCCAUACUUGA
Molecule: messenger RNA, 420 nt
Organism: Haemonchus placei
Lineage: Eukaryota; Metazoa; Nematoda; Chromadorea; Rhabditida; Trichostrongylidae
Source: the annotation of a GenBank genome assembly